GACUAGCACUAGCCGAACAAAUCUAUCCCGUGACUAUCACGUUAAUCACAGCAUGACAAGAGCAUCUGCAUGGUGCGCCUGUUUUGUGAAGGGUUAGGCGACUUCUUGCAUCUUUAUUAGUAUUCUUGCUCUAGUUGUCAUAAUGGCGAAUACUGGGGCUGAUGGUAUCAACGAGACCGGUAUUGCGGCCAGCCAAGAUCCAGCCGCGCAGCAGCCAGAAUGGGAUGGUGAACAUCUCCAGGAGGCAGAGAAAACACUGAAGGAGAUGUAUAUUCAGCUCCGACAACUCCGUUCAACGAUCCCAAACCUUGUUGCAUCCCUAGCCACCAAGCAAGCGUCCCCUGAAAUCCUCUUCCAACAGCUCAGUCAAGCUGCCUUGGCGGCCAACUCGAAAGUAAAGCAGUUCCGGGAAAUCAUGGAGAACCCCCAGAGCCGCAAUCUUUUUGAACAUGCGAGCCAGAGCAGGGCAAAGAAUCCAGCUGGCAUUACGCCGUGGAGAAUUACGGAUGAUCCGGAUUGGUUGAAGCGGGACUCAUGAGGUGGAAAUGAUUAUCUUGGUGGUUGAAGGGGGAUUAAUUGCGUGGGAAUGACUACCGUGGAGUUGCAUACGGCGCGCCUAUGAGGAUAUUUACGGUAUAGAAGUGGACAAUGCCACAUUCUUUGUAUAUAUGACAAUCGGUUUUUGGCAAGAAGGAUGUUACUGGCGUUGGAAUGGAAGAUUACUGGAUUGUUAUUGUCUUGCCGGGGCCUGAGGGAGGGACUAUAUACUUGAGCAAGUGUUGGCAAUCCUAUCGAUUUGAGAGCUUUUCAGGAGUUUGUUUUAGAAUUCGAAUGGGCAGCAUAAGGAAAUGAAUGGGCAGCCAAAGGCAUCAAAUCUACACGCUAUGCACUCUGCCAUCAUCGAA
Messenger RNA from Pseudogymnoascus destructans, 905 nucleotides. RefSeq lists its product as uncharacterized. The transcript is spliced from 3 exons. NCBI's taxonomy places the organism in Eukaryota, Fungi, Ascomycota, Leotiomycetes, Thelebolales, Thelebolaceae. The record is from RefSeq and is a predicted model, not a curated record. Bases 143 to 538 code for a protein of 131 amino acids.